This is a messenger RNA of Trichomycterus rosablanca, 10505 nucleotides long. RefSeq names its product kinesin family member 13Ba (gene kif13ba). Gene Ontology annotation, biological process: microtubule-based movement. NCBI's taxonomy places the organism in Eukaryota, Metazoa, Chordata, Actinopteri, Siluriformes, Trichomycteridae. Bases 1014 to 6539 code for a protein of 1841 amino acids. The transcript has 40 exons. Gene Ontology annotation, molecular function: microtubule binding; ATP binding; microtubule motor activity. The record is from RefSeq and is a predicted model, not a curated record.
UUCUUGAACUGAAACUGACUGGAUUUUGUUUCAUUUGCUGUUUUUACGCGGACAUUUACCAUGACAUAGACAAGAACUAUAAACAUGUCGUCUCAGGGAAUGUGGAAGAUUUGUCAGAACGGAUUUACUUUCCUGUCUGUGUUUUAAUGAUGAGAUUGGACGCGCCGGAUCCGUUAGCCAGCCUGUGUUGUUGCUAUGUAACAUUAGCGGUAGCAUUAUAUGCUAAGAUAUUUCUUUAGUAUUUAUAACCUGUUGUCUCAGUGGCUUUGAAAACCAUCUGUUAUGUUUGUUUUGUUUUUAAAUUGUUUAUAAAUUGAGAAGACAGGCAAAUUGACUAAGUCGCGUUUUAGUAAUACGUCAGCUCAUAAAUAACGCCCGCAUAUGUAUAAAUGUCUAAGAUAGGUUUUCUAACAUAAUUUACUGAAUGUGUUUUUACAGUUGUUAUAUUUUAACUACAUAGAUAAAUAACUAAGUUAAGAAAUAGGAAAACCGUCAUGUGUCCUGUGAAGUUAUUAGGGGGACAGAAGAUCUAGCCCAAGUCCCCAUUAAAAGUCAGUCUGGCUUUUAAACUGUCUUAAAGACCUGUUGGUCAUAUAGACAGAUUUGUAGCUUAAAGCUGUAAAUUUGGUUUGUAUUAGUAUUAACAUUUUAUAGAAUCAAUAAUUCAUAGUAGUUUCUCGGUUGGCUGGCUACAGGCUUCAUGUACUUGUGCUGAACAGGGAGGUGGCUGUAUGGCUUAGGCUGUUUUUGCCAGAAGGACUUCAGUUUAGUUUAUUAUCAUAAUAGUUCAAAAUGGUUAAUGCAAAAAAAGUAAAAAUGUAAGGCAAAUGCUGAUCACUUUUAUCUUUCCAUAUGGCGUUGUGGAAAUGUUACAGAAAUAAGUAAAAACAUUGGCUGCAAACAUUGCAAAGUAUUGUGUAUAUAUGAACUUAUUUAGCUAGGUGCUUCAUAUUGGGUCAUCCAGACCAAACCUUUUAAAAAAACCUGUCCUUAUCAGCAACCUAAAAGCAAACAUGGGAGAAGCCAGCCUGAACAACUCCAAUGUGAAGGUUGCAGUUCGGGUCCGGCCUAUGAACCGGAGAGAAAAGGACCUUAACACUAAAUGUGUAAUUGAAAUGGAGGGAAACCAAACCGUCCUGCAUCCAGCAAGUGGAAACCUAGGAAAAACUGAUGCAAGGAGUCAGCCCAAGACCUUUGCAUACGACUAUUGUUUUUGGUCCAUGGAUGAAUCGGAAAAGGAAAAAUAUGCAGGUCAGGAUGUCGUGUUCCAGUGCCUUGGUGAGAGUCUUUUGCACAAUGCCUUCCAGGGUUACAAUGCCUGCAUCUUUGCAUAUGGCCAGACUGGUUCGGGGAAGUCCUACACCAUGAUGGGUUCGGCAGACCAGCCCGGUCUAAUUCCACGGCUGUGUAGCUCUCUGUUUGAGCGCACUCUACAACACCAGAGAAAAGAGGAGAGCUUCACAGUGGAGGUCUCCUACAUGGAGAUCUACAACGAGAAAGUUCGAGACCUUCUGGACCCCAAAGGAAGUCGACAGGCUCUAAGAGUACGAGAACACAAGGUCCUGGGGCCGUACGUCGAUGGGCUAUCACGGCUCGCUGUGGCUAGCUACAAGGACAUUGAGUCAUUAAUGUCAGAAGGAAAUAAAUCUCGCACUGUGGCGGCCACCAACAUGAACGAGGAAAGUAGUCGCUCCCAUGCCGUCUUCAACAUCAUCCUGACUCACACACUCAGAGACCUACAGUCUGGGACUAGUGGGGAGAAAGUAAGUAAGCUGAGUUUGGUGGAUCUGGCUGGAAGUGAGAGAGCUGCUAAGACUGGUGCAGCGGGUGAGAGGCUGAAGGAAGGCAGCAACAUUAACAAAUCUCUAACCACACUGGGGCUGGUGAUUUCUGCGCUGGCUGACCAAGGUGCAGGAAAGAACAAGAGCAAGUUUGUGCCCUACAGAGACUCUGUGCUCACAUGGCUGCUCAAGGACAGCUUAGGGGGUAACAGUCGGACUGCCAUGGUGGCCACAGUGAGUCCAGCUGCUGAUAACUACGAUGAGACUCUAUCCACACUACGCUAUGCAGACCGGGCCAAAAGCAUCGUCAACCAUGCUGUUGUUAACGAAGACCCCAAUGCCAGAAUCAUCCGAGAGCUGAGGGAGGAGGUGGAGAAGCUUCGAGAUCAGCUCACACAGGCAGAGUCUAUGAAAGCUCCAGAGCUGAAGGAGAGGCUGGAGGAGUCCGAGAAGUUGAUCCAGGAGAUGACCGUCACCUGGGAGGAGAAGUUAAGGAAGACAGAGGAGAUUGCACAGGAAAGACAAAAGCAGCUGGAGAGUCUAGGAAUUUCUCUUCAGUCAUCAGGGAUUCGUGUGGGAGAGGACAAAUGUUUCCUGGUGAACCUCAACGCUGACCCUGCCCUUAAUGAACUGCUGGUCUACUACUUAAAGGAGCACACCAAGGUAGGCUCAGCAGACUCACAGGACAUUCAGCUGUGUGGAAUGGGAAUCCAGGCAGAGCACUGUGUGAUCGACAUCACUCCAGAGGGGGCAGUCUUUCUCAACCCAUAUAGAAACUCCAGGACGUGUGUGAACGGCUCUCCAGUCACCAGCCAGCAGCAGCUUCACCAUGGAGAUCGCAUACUGUGGGGUAACAACCACUUUUUCAGGAUUAACCUACCAAAAAAGCGUGCCAAGCCCGUGGCUGAGGAUGAGGAGGGGGAGGGUGUGAAUAUGAAGAACAGUAACAGCAGUGAGCAGUUGGAUGCAGAUGGAGACACAGCUAGUGAAGUUUCCAGUGAAGUCAGCUUUAGCUAUGAAUUUGCGCAGACCGAAGUCAUGAUGAAGGCACUGGGGAGCAAUGAUCCCAUGCAAGCUGUGCUGCAGAGUCUGGAGCGGCAGCAUGAAGAGGAGAAGCGUACUGCUCUAGAGCGACAGCGGCUGAUGUACGAGCAGGAGCUGCAGCAGCUACGCAAACGCCUGACUCCUGAUAGGCAAAGCAUGCAGAGUCAGCAGCACUACCGCAGCAUGGAGAGACUCAGCCUCGGUGGAGUGUCGUCCUCCGCACCCAGCGCCCACAAUCGUCUGCGCCAGUGGAGCGAGGAGAGGGAAGCUGUGCUGACCAGAAGUUUGCGGAAACUCCGGGAACAGAUUGUAAAGGCCAAUCUGCUGGUGCAGGAGGCAAGCUUCAUUGCUGAGGAGCUGGACAAGAAAACGGAGUACAGAGUUACUCUGCAGAUUCCUGCUGCUAACCUCAAUGCCAACAGGAAGCGUGAUGCCGUGCUGAGUGAACCUGCGAUACAGGUGAGACGAAAGGGCAAAGGCAAGCAGAUCUGGGCACUGGAGAAGAUGGAAAAUAGACUGGUAGACAUGAGGGAGCUCUAUCAGGAAUGGAAGGACUAUGAUGAGGAUAACCCAGUGAUGUGCUCAUACUUUAAGAGGGCGGAUCCUUUCUUUGAUGAGCAAGUCAACCACAGUCUGAUUGGAGUGGCUAAUGUCUUCCUCUCCUGUCUGUUCUAUGAUGUAAAACUGCAGUAUGCUGUGCCCAUUAUCAAUCAGAAAGGCGAGGUGGCAGGACGGCUGCAUGUGGAGGUUGUGCGUGUUUCUGGAGGAUUUGAGGACGGCAUGGCUGGAGGAGAUGACAAUGACAGCAGCCCUGAGGGGGAUAUGCAUGAGCGCAAACUUGUCUGUAUGAUUAAGAUCCUGCAGGCUACUGGACUUCCCCAGUAUCUGUCAAAUUUUGUCUUCUGCCAGUACUCUUUCUGGGACCAGGCUGAACCCAUCAUUGUGGCUCCAGAGGUGGACCCAUCUGCCUCCUCUCCAAGCAGCAAGGAUCCUCACUGUAUGGUGGUGUUUGACAGCUGUAAGGAGUUGCCAGUUGCUGUAAGCGAGGAUUUCAUCGAGUAUUUAACUGACGGUGCGCUGGCUAUUGAAGUGUACGGCCACAGACAAGCUGAUCCAGGCAGGAACCCUGCCCUGUGGGACCUCAGUAUUAUUCAGGCCAAGACUCGCACGCUGCGCGACAGGUGGAGCGAGGUGACACGAAAACUAGAGUUGUGGGUGCAGAUUCUGGAGCUAAAUGAAAAUGGAGAGUACAUGCCUGUGGAGGUGGUGCCAGCGGGAGAUGUUCGCACAGGAGGCAUCUUUCAGCUAAGACAGGGUCAGUCUCGGCGAGUGCAGGUGGACGUACGUUCAGUGCAAGACUCCGGCACUAUGCCACUAAUAGCUGAGAUCAUUUUAGGAGUGUCCAUCGGCUGCGUGGAGAUCAGACAGUCUCGUCCAGCUAAAGGCAACGACAUGCAGCAGCUGGAAGGGGAUGAAAUGGACAGUUAUCAGGAACGAGACCUGGAGCGUCUGCGGCACCAGUGGCUGUCUGCUCUUACUAAAAGGCAGCAAUACUUGGACGAGCAUCUCCAGAGCCUGGUCUGCAAAACGGAUAAAUCAGAGGAUGACAUGGAGCGAGAAGCUCAGCUGCUCGAGUGCCGCCUGACUCUUACUGAGGAGAGAAAUGCAGUGAUGGUGCCCUCUGCUGGCAGUGGAAUACCAGGAGCUCCUGCAGAGUGGGUACCUGUUCCUGGGAUGGAAACUCACAUUCCCGUCCUCUUUCUCGACCUGAGUGCCGAUGAUUUUAGCUCCCAAGAGACACAGUCUUUGGAGACUCCAGAAGCUGGAGGCUGGGAUGCCACACUAAGCGGAGAGGAUGAGGACGACUUCUUUGACCUGCAGAUUGUUAAACACUAUGAUGGCGAGGUGAAGGCAGAGGCCUCCUGGGACUCUACAGUUCAUGAUUGUCCACAGCUGAGUCGAGGAGGCGCACCAGACCAGAGGGUUUACCUGACUAUACGGACUGUGGUGCAGCUCAGCCACCCAGCAGAGAUGCAGCUCGUCCUGCGUAAGCGCAUCUGUGUCAAUCUCGCUGGCCGACAGGGUUUUGCCCAGAACUUUCUUAGAAGAAUGUCCACUCGUAGCACUGUCCCUGGCUGUGGAGUGACCUUUGAGGUUGUGUCCAAUAUCCCAGGGGAUGGUCAGAGCUCAGAGGACAGAGAGAUGCUGGCCUGCAUGGCUGCCAGUACAGAAAACCCCAAGUCAUCAGACAACGAGGCAGUCAUAGAGAAAUAUCUACGCAGUGUCCUGGCAGUGGAGAACAUAUUAACUCUGGACCGUCUGAGACAGGAGGUGGCAGUAAAGGAGCACUUGGCAGGCAAAGGAAAAGGAAACAGACGGAGCCUCAGCUCCCCCAGUGUGCACAGAUUAUCUGGGAGCAGACAAGAUCUUUCUUUAAACUCAAACCUGCAGGACAAGGAUCGAUGGGAAAGUCAGCAGGAUUUCUUCCUGAGCAAUCCUCAGUUCAGCCGCUCACUGCCACGCCCUACCAGAGAGCCUACACCACCACCACAGAGCCAGAACCAAAUCGAGACCCAGACCCAGGAUCCAGAGCAAGGCCUUUCAGGGCUUGCUGCUUCUUAUCUUUCCCCAGUCAGAGCCCUCGUCCCCCAGAUGCCCAAGCUGCUCAAGUCGCUUUUCCCCGCUCGCGAUGACAAAAAGGAGCUGCGUCCCUCUCCACAGUCUCAGCAUAUGCCUCGUAUCAUGAUGCAGACAAGCAACUCGCCUGAUGAACGCAGAGUUCGAGUAGAACCAGUGCAAGUAAUGGGGAGAAGUCCUGGCUCUGACAAACCCUCAGACAACCCUGAUGCCCCUAACUCAUUAAUGCAUGAUUCUCAUGACCUGCCCCUCAGCCCUAUCAGUGAAGCGUCCAGUGGUUAUUUCUCCACCAGCAUCUCUACUGCAACCCUGUCUGAUGUCUCUGCUGCCUGUGCAGACCUCACACAGAGCCCCAAUACCCAAGGAGCACCAGAGACUUCCAGACGGGGGGAGGAUGUGUCCCAGGAUGCUCUAGUCUCACCUGCUAGCAUCUCUAAUACUGCUACACAAGCUGGCCUGCUUAAGAAGGAAGAACAUCAGCAGAACGUAAACUCAAAAGACCUACAGCUUGCUUCCAAGAAUGGAGUUUCUUCUUCUCACUCUGAAACUAAACUGGUAACUGUCCCCACAAUAGUACCUAAAGCUGCUACAGAUUACCCUUUCUCCCUGCAGAAAGUCAAACCCUCAAACCUUAAGUCCUUUAACCCCAUUCAGACUGAGAAUGAAAAGGAUAAAGAAGAAAAAAGCAAACUCAUCACCUCUGACAAGGAUGUCAGCAGAAACACUGACCUCCCUUACUGGCUCAAAGUAGGGGAGAGCGUCAUGGUGGCCAACAAUAAAUGUGGGACGGUUCGCUAUGUUGGGAACACAGACUUCUCAGAUGGCAUCUGGGUUGGGGUGGAGCUGGAUACUCCAUCAGGGAAAAACGAUGGGUCAGUACGAGGCCGUCAGUAUUUUCGUUGUGAUCCUGGGUUUGGUGUGCUGGUACGGCCAGACCGAGUAAGUCCAUGUGAGGUGUCCAGACGCAAUGUGGAGAAUCGGCGCAUCGAAGAGUCCUCACCUCCUGUCCCCCGGAUCAAAGGAGUUUCUGGCUCAGGCAAUCAGAAAACAGAGAACCGCAAGUCCUGGGACAGCUAAACAGCACCGCUCAGUUCAAGUAUGGAAGAUGAGCAGAGACUCACCCCUGCUGCACCCAGAGACUGCUGACAAUUCGAUCCUGGUGCUCAGUUCGGCACAGAGGUAACACAACGUUCCCUCAUUCUCACCUCUAAUGGAUCUACACCAGCUUAGCUGCUCACUUUGAGUGUAGCACCUUAACACUGUAUAAACUGUGGGAGUGCAAUGGGUCACCUCGAGACCUUAAACUAAAACUCUAGGAAAAUAAGGCUUGCUCUUUUUGAGCUCAGAUACUUAUUAUUCUUCUGCCCUGAUUUGAUCAAGUCCUUUUGUUGACUUUCUGUGAUUAUGCAUGCUUGGUCUUUCCUGUUUAGUCAAAAAUGUGUGCUGACAUUCCAGACGGUGCCUUUGUGGAUCAGGUUUUAUUUCUUGUGGUUUAAAGCCAUCCUCUUCUAUAAAUCUUUCCUACUUUCCUAACACUAGUGAUAAAGCCUUUUUUCAGAGCAAAGUCAUCUCAGGAAUUGGUCAGAGAUGUUUGCUUAGGUGGAUUUAAGAAGGUUUUGCAUCCUAAGCUGCCACACAAGGCUGCAUGCACAUAUUACGAAAUGUAUUGGUUUUCUAUGUGAAGGCAAGGUAGGUUAAGUCAUUUAAAACUGGGAACCUUGGACGCUCGAAUGGCGCAGCGGUCUAAUGCACUAGCACACCGCUGCAGAGUCGAACUCACGAGUUUGAAUCUCAGUAGAGCCAUCGACCUCAACGCAACACCAUCCACUCAAACACCUUUGUUUAAAGUAGGAAAGGUCGGAAAGGGUCUCAUCCCUCUGUGGGUUUUAUUUUAAAUCUCUGCGCAAGUGUGUGCGGGGGAUCACAUGGAGCUUAGCGUGGCUCUCCAUACGCAAUACUGCUCUAUGUGUGGGACCAACACUGUUAAGUGAUAGAAGCAUUCACAGAUUGGACGUGUUGGGAGGAGGACAGUGAGAUAGGGGUGAUCAGACUCCCAUUGAUUAGAUCAGUGGUUGAUUCGUGAUCAGGAAUUGGACUAGAUUGGGAGAUAAAUGGGGAAAACCCAGAAAAAACCUGAAAAUGGAAAAAAAGAUGGAUUGGGAGCAGUGAUUGUAGCUAAUAGGUAUAGAGCCACUGGGCACCUUGGGGUGCUGGAUUGCCGUAGCACCUGAGCGCCUUUCUGACCACCUUUUUGUUUUUAUUUUUUAACCAUGGUCUUUCAGAAAUACAAAAUUGCAAUUUAUAUAGAACCCUUUUGGCAUCAUGUAGUGUGAGGAGCAGCCAAUGAGAGCACCAGAAAAAACACAAAUACUAAAUACUUAGGUGUCCCAAAUAGUACCUUGCCUUAACAGUCUUCACUUUUAACAGCAGUCUAUUAUUGACUUUUAUUUUCAUCCUAACAUACAAAUACAUUUUUAUUUAUUUUUGAAAGAUUUAGCAUUUUAAAUCUGGUGUUUUGUGUCAGCGCUGAAAUCUCUUGUGGUGUGAGCUCCGUACAGUGAUUACGUAGUGCUUGCUAUCAUGCAUUCAUUAGAAAACUAAUCCCGAACAUAUUGUUUGAGUUUUUGCAUGAGGUGUAGUGUGCACUAGGCACAUAUUUAACUGGGCUGUCCUGCAGAUGUUGCACUGAGUCUCCCUGAUUGCCUCUGAAUCCGAAAGAAGUCCGAUAUGAGGUGUUGCACUGACAUCCGUGUAUGUUGGGGGUGCCAAUUAAAUAUGUUCUAGGGUCUAACAUUUAUUGAUUUAAUGCAACUAACAGCUUAUAGAAUUUAUGGUAUUAACAGAUAUUGAGUAUACGUAAGUAAAUGAAAACUGAAAAGCUACAAAAGUGGGAACAUUGACACUAUGGAAGUGGAUGUACUAACUCCUGGCUGUUUGUUUGCAUGAUGAAACUUAAGUUGAAUGAAAGUCAUUCCAUAAAAAGUAUUGAGCAUUUUGCUUCAUUAAUCAACCAUGCACACAGCUGUGAAUACAUACCUUUGAUUUGCUACUGUUUUUGCACACAGGAACGAUGGGUUAUACCAUUGCUUUUUUGUCUUAAAGUCAUAAUGUGAUUUCCUAAAUAGAUAUUGAAUUAUUAAAAUGAUUUCAACAAUUAUAUGUAUCUAUAUUGGUUUUAGAAUUUAAGGUUCCCUUGAAUUAAAAUGGUUAUUGCACCUUUUAUGUGGAUAUGUACUCACCUAGUGGGUGUUUUUUUUUAUUUAUAUAGUGACUUAAUCUAACCAUGUAGGUCUGCAUUUAUAGGACUUGGUGCUGAAAUUGAAAGCCAUUACAUUUCAUUAAUAAGAGGAGCAGUGAAGCGGUUAAAUUCCACGAAGUAUUAUUUAUUAAUGUGAUUAUUCUUUAGAAAAAAACAUGUGUAGGUAGCAAAUACUGCGCCUAGGCUCCUAGUAAUCUUUCUAUCUGUAUUGCAUCUGCCUUGUGCAUCAAAACAUUUCAGAAUAUAGACAAGAAGCACCACAAGAAGCACCACAAGAAGCUGCUCUGAUCAUAUUGAAGUGCAGUUAUGUGAUUAACAUUUUUAAUUCUGUGUCUUACUCAUGGCUCUUGUGUUAAACAUGUAACAGAAAGCAAUUAUAGAAUGUCAGUGAUUUUUUUGUUUGCAAUGCUGCCAACCUUUAACUGUUACUAUGACCAUAAGUCCUACAGAUCUAACAGUGUUUCUCAGUCCUGGUCCCAGAGUUUUUUCCCCACUUUUUCCACAAAUUCUGCACCUAGUUUAAUUAAACAUCACUGAUUUCUCCAUCCAGAAACAACUUGUCUGAGCCCAAUUACGAGAGGUGCUCUUAGUUGACUUCUAAACCAACACUAUCACAGUUCAAGUACACAAGAACACAACCCAAUAAGGCAUUAUGGGUUGACAGCAUGUCUGUUUUUGACAUCGACUGACAUUUGGGGUCGAAGAAUAAGUUAACACACCCUGACAUACCCAUACAUUUGCUGCUUAAGUUUGACAUUCUGGUCCCUGAUUAAUAAACAAAAAAAUAAAACACUGGGUACAUAUUUAAUACAUUGUACAUAUUUAAUGCAUUUUUAAAAAUUGUCAGUAGUUCAUUAUUUAUCAUUUGCUUGUUGCAUUAUUUUCUUUAGACACUCAGUGUUAAUCCAUUCAUUAUUAUUUACAUAACCUGUGCAUUGUGAAACCUAAAUGUACUAAAUAGAAAAAUAGUAUACAUUUUAUUCAAAAUUGGACCAGAAUCGAGAAACACCUGAUCCUUGAUGGUAAUGUCUUUUUAAAUGAAGGAAGUCCCUUUACAGCCAUACUUUUACUGACCAGCGUGGGUAUCACCAGGGCAACGUACCGAGUUUACUAGAUUUUAAAGUGCAAUUUAUCAUAGAUUUAUGGCCAUUACUCAGUAACUAUGGUUCUCAAGUUUGGUUUUGCUCUGCAAUUGUUUAGUUGUAUGUUUUAGUGCUACUAAUAAUACUCAUCAUAUUUGUAACAUUUUAAGGUCUUAUAAAACCCAGAGCAAUAUUAAAGCAAUUACAAAGUGGCCUUUCAGCUCUGUUGCAGCUGCCGAGCCCAUAUCAUCACAGCUAAAAAUGUUCUUCUCUUGUUUGUGUUUCCGCCCCUGAUGUUGGGUUCUGCAGGCCAGGUUUACUCUCUUCAGAAACCUGCUGAAUUUCUUAUUCUUCAUUGAAUUAUUACUGGUUUGAAGUGCAGUUCCCUGUCUAGUGCUUUCGGUUUCGGACACUUGUAUGUGCCUCUUCGUAGAGUUUCAGUGAUUUACAGUUCAGAAUCAUCGUCUGAUUUGUUGAUAUUGUUUGUGUGUAUAUUGCAGAGUAUGUUUGUGUGUUUGUACAUAGAUGCAUUCUGAGACUCCAAUCUGAGCACAACGUUGUGAUUAAUUUAAUUAUUUGCAAUUCUAUGCUGAUAUCCAAAGAGUAAUCAUGUAUAAUAAUUCAUUUAUAACUUCUUUUAUAUAAACUGUACAGUAAUCUCCCUGUAAAGCAGAAAUAAAAAGUGAACUGAUUUAUCUUAUA